Messenger RNA from Ctenocephalides felis (cat flea), 3268 nucleotides. RefSeq names its product serine/arginine repetitive matrix protein 5-like. NCBI's taxonomy places the organism in Eukaryota, Metazoa, Arthropoda, Insecta, Siphonaptera, Pulicidae. Gene Ontology annotation, molecular function: serine-type endopeptidase activity. The transcript has 9 exons. Gene Ontology annotation, biological process: proteolysis. Bases 169 to 3021 code for a protein of 950 amino acids. The record is from RefSeq and is a predicted model, not a curated record.
UGUGUUAGUGAUGAUAUACGAAAAUAUGUUAGAAAUUAGAUUCUAGUGCACUAAAUUAUUAUUGAUUCACUAAAUUUAAGUUUUAUGUUAUGUGCAGUGAGUGAUUUAGCGAUUUUUGUGGUUGAAUAGUUCAAAUAAAAACUCAUGGUUUACAUGUGAUCGCUAAAUAUGGCAAUCAAAACACUCCUAGCAGUGUAUAUAACAUGCAUCCUGACGACUGUACAGUCUGCCAUCGUGAAUAUUCCACGGUCGCCCUGUCCAGGAGUGUUCUCUUAUAACACUAGCAGUUUGACCAGCAGCAACUCACAGACACCAGACCGAUGGCUUGGAGAGAUUCUGGUUAAAGCUGACACUACGCUGUCAGGAUUUUGGAUCGAUGUGGAGUUGGAUAAACCUGCACAUCUGCUGGGGAAUUAUCUUGCUGAAGUAACCAGCAAUGAUAACCGCGAAUUUAAAAUCCAAGAUCUCGACAGACGUUUAGCUAAAGGAUCCAUCACCCCAGUAAAGAUCUACGUCAAAUAUGAUGUAUCUUCUCUCCCUCCACCUGCGGUCCGUGUCAUCCGCCUUAAUGGUCGUCAGAUCUGCCCACCUGAUCAUGAAGAAGAACUAGAUGUCGAACCUGUCAGGACUCCUAGCUAUGUAGAUCCUAACUAUUCAGCAAGGCCUCAGUCAUCCACACACAGAACUCAAAAUGUUUAUGAGGAACCUAUUUUGUCAAACAGACCUCAGACUAGCAGUACACAUACGAAUCAAAAUAGUUACGAUCAGCAAAAUCGUCCCCAAACUUCUACACAUAAGACGCAAAAUGUGUACCAAGCCAACAAAGGAUAUGAUCAAACCGGUACUCGUGGGACUUCUGCCGUUCAGACUAGCAAUCAACAAAAUAGCAGCCAAUCAUCAAAAAAGAAUCAAAACACCAGAGUUACUUCCUAUGACGAUUUAAACACCUCUUCAAAUCAAGGUACUUCGACCCAAAGCAAUCAUAAGAAUACACAAAACACAUUCCAAAAUUCAGGGUCAGCUAUACGUGGAACAUCGAGUCAAACGCAUCAUCAGCCGAUUCAGCCAAGCAUUACUUCUCAGAAACAAGGUAUAUCGCAAUCAUCAAAUGAAGAUACAAGUACUCGCGGCACUAUGAAGGUUGUUAAUAAGCCUCAAAGUCACCAGACAACAUCACUAUUGAAAGGUUCAACUAACCAACAAGGCUUCCAUGCUAAUAGCAGACCUUCAAACAAUGCAUACGACGAAGUAGGUAUACGCGCUGGAGAACUACUUGCUCAUGCACCUGUUGAAAAAAGUACAUCUGCACCUUUACCGAGAACAUUAUCUACAAUGUCUGUCAAUAAUCAUAAUUCUAGAACCACUCAAACUACUAGACAAGAAUCUGGGCAUAGAAUCACACAGCCUACCAGGGCUACGUAUCCUGAUAAACACUCUGAAGAGAAUACGUAUGAAGAUACUCGAAAUACAAACAGGGACAGAACCCAAACUUCUUGGAAUAAGGACACGAUUGAUCGCGGUACGCAAACCACUAGUUCACAAUACGAUUAUGAAUAUUCUGGUUCUAGAGGCACCCAGACUCAUAGAGGUGGUAAUAGACAACCGGAACCUUCGUAUGGAGAUUCAAGAGAUGAUGUUUAUUCAAGCGGUUCAAAUCGUGACAGAACGCCUUCACGUGAUCCUUAUGAUCAAUAUGAACGAGAAAAGGUUGGAAUUAGGGGCUCCGAACCAGAAUUCACUGAUCCUAGACCUAACAAUAGAGACCGCGAUAGAAAUACUGGAUUCCGACAAGAUCCUAACCGCAAUUCUGAUUUUGAUAUAGAGUCUCCUCAUAGAGAAAAUUCCGGCCAAGGCACGAGAGGUUCUAACAGGGAUUGGGAGGAUGAAAACAGCGGCCGCAGGGGUUCUCAACCACAUAGAGGAUCAGGGAGUAAUAACUACGAUAGAGAUGAGACUACUAUUUACACUUCGUUAGAUAGUCAUAUACAAAGGCCUACGUAUACGACAACUGAAAGAUAUCAAGGAUAUCCAAUCACUCCACAUCCAAGCAGCCAGAAUCGACCUGGACACACUCCUCUUAUCAAUAGUAAUAUCAGACCAUCAGAACCUUCUUCUUCUGACUAUUAUGAAUGGGGUGUUAGGAGAACUUCUUCCAAACGAACACAAUUGCCAGCACCUCAACCAAAUACGGAUAGACGGCCAGAACAGUGUGGAAAGGUCGCGAUUCAACCAGUUGCCUUGAUUUCUCGUGGAACUCCUACAAGAUCGGGAGAUUAUCCAUGGCAUGCUGCUAUUUACAGGCCUGAGGGGAUAGACCUCAGAUACAUCUGCGGGGCAACUUUGGUAUCUUUGUCUACUUUGGUGACAGCUGCACAUUGCGUCACACGUCAGUCGACUGGACGGGCAGUCAAACCUGAUAGUCUGGUGGUAUAUCUGGGCAAACACAGUUUGAGAAGAUGGACUGGUAACGAACAAACAGCUACGGUUUCAGAGGUGAUAGUUCAUCCAGCCUAUAAUCACACAGCUUUUCAAGCUGACCUGGCUUUACUCAAGUUGUCGACACCAGUCACGUAUAAUGAUUAUGUAAGACCAGUUUGCUUGUGGGAUAGAAGACGGAAAUCUAUAGAAAGUGUUGUGGCCAGAAGAGGCACGGUGGUCGGCUGGGGCUACGAUGAAUACCAAGUGGUGACUGAUGAGUUGAUGCAAGCUCACAUGCCAGUGGUUCCCAAACUGGACUGUAUUCAUUCGUAUCCCACAUUCUUCAGUCGUUUUGUUACAGAUCUUACAUAUUGCGCAGGGUUCAGGAACGGUACAACAGCGUGUAACGGCGACAGUGGCGGCGGAAUGGUAUUUCUGGAAGAGUCUUUAGACCCUGAAGAUGGUACUGAUGGGGUCUGGAGGCUCAGGGGCGUAGUCUCCAUCGGUGUAUCAAUCACUGAGAAGUUUGUAUGCGAUUAUAACCACUAUAUCGUCUUUACGGACGUAGCCCAAUUCUUGCCAUGGUUGGAGAACAAUAUGUGAUAGCAGGAGAGAAAUGGUAAUGUUUUUGGAAUACUUUAAUGGAACUUGGAAUUCAUUUUAGGGACGAAAUAUUUUUUGGGAAUUUAUUUGAACAUAGACUGUUGAAACGAAUAAGUUUUUUAAUUAUCGUCAUACUUAUUAUUUAGUUUAGUUCAAGAUGUGAAGUCUGAAGAUUUAUUCGUGCGGUGUUAACUAAAAAUUGCUUGCCAUUAGUAACUAUUUUAGUAUUUAGAAAAUAUUGUUUAUG